AGUCAUUAAUUAGCUAAUGUUUUAACAUAAAAUGAUCAAUGGAUUGAAGAGGAUAGAAAUGCAGUUAACUAUUGAUCGCUGGGAUUAGGAUAUGGUAAACCAUAGGAGACUUCCAGUCUGCCUCCUGUCCAAAAGCCUGCCCUUGGUUUACGGGAAACUUGAACAGAUUACCUCCAGAACACUGCCGAGGGGAAAACAGUGUCCUGGGAACCAGCCGUACGUCACUUCUGUUACUCAUUUAUUGAUUUAUUUAUUUUCAUCUGGGCUAACAUUCUUCAUUGUUACAGCACACACUUCUUCAGAGUUUCCCCAGAGGAGGAUGUGUGGGGCUGACCGGAGCGCUGUGAUCACCCCUCACCCCAGGCCGCGCUGUCUCCGUGCCCAGGCCGCGGUGUCCCGGGCCCGCCGCCUGUGACGCCGGCCCGCGUUCCACGGCACCGCCCGGACCUGUCGUAGCUGCGGCUCGGGUCCCUGCGGCUCCUGUCCCCACAGCCGCUCCCCGUCCCCGCCCGGGGCUGGGAAGAGGCGGCCGGGCCCCUCCUGUGCGUGCCGGGCCCCUCCUGUGUGUGCCGGGCCCCUCCUGUGCGUGCUGGGCCCGGCCCGAGCCAUGGUGCUGGUGGACCUGCACGGCGCGGCCGCCAGCGCGGACCUGGCCCGGCUGCGGCAGCACUGGUGGCUGAACAAGCACCGCAUCAACAGCUACAACCCGGACAAGCAGACUCCUCUGCAUCUUGCUUGCAUAAAUGGCCAUGCAGAUGUUGUUCAGUUUCUGGUAGAAAAGAAGUGCAAGCUAAAUCCUUGUGACAAAUUGAAUAAAUCACCACUAAUGAAGGCAGUAGAGCACCAGCACAAGGACUGUGCAGCUAUUCUGCUGGAACAUGGUGCCAACCACGACCACAGAGAUGUAAAUGGUAACACCGCCCUUCACUUUGCUGUCAUGGUUUCUAGCAAAUCUCUCGUGGAGCUGUUACUUGAGCACGGUGCAGAUAUCAAUGCUAAGAAUAAAUUUGGAUACACUCCGCUUACUCUUGCAGUCACUGAAAACUGUGAAGAAAUGGUCAAGUUCCUUCUUCAAAAGGGAGCUGAUGUGAAUGCUCAGGAUAAUAUUUAUAGGAGCCCUCUUACAGUUGCUACUGUUUCUGGGAAUAAGAAAACAAUGCAACUUCUUCUUCACCAUGGUGCUGUUCUUCCUGAGUCAGACAUGGGACUCUACCUAUGUCAAGCUUUCACCAAAAUGGUUCAAAAUGAUGUUAUUGCUAAUGAACGAAUUGGCAGCUCCUGCUAUGAGACAGCUCCUGUCAUUCCCUUGGAAACACCUGUAUUGGCAGAGUCACGUAAGAUACUUUGCUGUCAAAGAGGUAAUGUGCCAAAAGAAGAAGCAGCAGAAAAGGAAUACAAUGGUCCAGCUGCAAGCAAAAGUAAAGUGUCUGUGCAAUCUAUUACAGUGCAGCCCUACAGAGGAGACUACAAAGCAGAAGGAGCAGAGAAAAAGGAAGAAAAACUCUCCCUCUGCAAUCCUGAAACUGAUCCUAAAGGUCCAGAGAAAAUGCAGGCCAGUGUGGGGCUUCCUGCUGCAAACAGCAGCAGGUUGGAUGCACGCCCUGCUGCAGUGGAGCGCAGCAAAGGUGUCUUGCCAGCAGCAGCAGCAGAAGUGAAAAAGGAAGACAGUGAUUCCUCCUGGGGAUCUGAGCCUAGUACUGAAGUUCUAGAUGAAUUAGCAACCACUGUGCUGCUUCCUGCUGGUAGAAUGUUUCCAGAGCCCUCUGUUGCCAAGGAGAGUAUCAAAGGGGCCUCGCAAGCAGCAGGAGCAGCAAAAGAGAAAGACAGUGACUCCCUCUGCAAUCCUAAGCAUCUCAGUGAUCUUAGAGAGAAAGUGAUUAACCCCGUGCUGCAGCCUGCUGGAAAAUGCCGUAGAGUGGGUGUGCGCUCUGCUGCUGAGGAGCGUGGCAAAGGGGUCUUGCAACCAGCAGGAGGAUCAGUGAAAAAGGAAGACACCGAUUCUCCCUGGGAUUCUGAGACUGAUCCUAAAGGUCCAGAGAAAAUGCAGGCCAGUGUGGGGCUUCCUGCUGCAAACAGCAACAGGUUGGAUGCACGCCCUGCUGCAGUGGAGUGCAGCAAAGGUGUCUUGCCAGCAGCAGCAGCAGAAGUGAAAAAGGAAGACAGUGAUUCCUCCUGGGGAUCUGAGCCUUUUUCUAAAAUUGUAGAAGAAGUGUUUGCCAGCAAGUGGCGUCCUGCUGCAGACCACAAAGGAAUGGGUGUGCGCCCUGGUGCCACGGAGUGCAGCAAAGGGGUCUUGCAACCAGCAGGAAGAGCAGGAGAUGAUGAUUCUUCUUGGGAUUCUGAGACUGAUUCUGAAGGUGAAGGGGUAGUGUUGGCCACUGUCCAGCUUCCUGCUGCAAACAGCAGCAGGUUGGAUGCAUGCUCUGCUGCAGUGGAACGCGGCAAAGGGGUCUGGAAACAAGCAUGGAGAGAAGUGAAAAAUGAAGACAGAGUCUUGCAGCCAGCAGGGGGAGAGGCAAAACAGGAAGAUAAUGAUUUUCCCUGGGAUUCUGAGACUGAUUCUGAAGGUCGAAAGAAAGUGUUGGCUGAUGUGCAGCUUCCUGCUGCAGACCAAAACAGAGUGGGUGUGAGCUCUGCUGCAGUUGAGCUCAGCAAAGCUGCAAGAGCAGAACAGAAGGAACAUCUUAUCUCCUCUUCUGAGAAUAAGCUUCCUACAUUUCAGGGAGAAGAUCUUCAGCUACAGGUUGAUUCUUCAACUCAAACAGAUUCUGAGCAGGACAAACAGCCAUUGGCCGGGCAGAAGCUUGACAAAAUUCUCAAAAAGAACUCCCUGGAAGGAGCUCCACUUGGAACUGUGAAGACCAACAGCAGGAGGGAACAGAAGCUGCUGUUGGAGAAACUGGAGAAGUGUAAAACUAGGCUUAAGGACCUAAAAGAACUUCUUAACAAGAAUGAUUAUUAUGCUGAGUCAGGGAAGAAUGCCCUAAAGGAGAAGAAGGUAAUAACAAUUUUGAGAAACAUGCAAGGCCGCCUGGUUGAGUCUUUUGAUUCAUCAGCUGCAGCUAUCCCCCAGCUGGAAGAACGCAUUCAACGGCUCCAAAUUCAAAUGGCAAAGCUGGAAGCCACAAUCCAGCAACAAGCCAAGACUAUGGAAAUCUUUGAGGCAAUCCAGCAAAUCUCUAACCUCAGACUCCUCAGUGGACACCAGUCUUUGGCACCGUGAUUUUCUGCACACUAUCAAAAACUGUUUUGGAGUGACAUUUGCAAAGUGAGCCAAUCCCUGAGGCUGGGUCACCCUGCAGGCAUUUCCACCACUUCAGGUGUCUCUUUGUUCCCAUGAGAUUUGUGAUAUUUAGCAAUUUUAUCUAGUGAUCACUAUCUAGUGAUUAUUUACUGUUAUUUUUUGCCUGUUGCUGUUUCACUUAGCAAUAAAUUGUUAUCUAUUCACUAACA
Messenger RNA from Cyanistes caeruleus (blue tit), 3453 nucleotides. Lineage: Eukaryota; Metazoa; Chordata; Aves; Passeriformes; Paridae. The record is from RefSeq and is a predicted model, not a curated record.